AUGCAAACCCCGCCACUGCGCCAGAAUCCGCUGCGUCAGGUAUUCUCGUCGUGUAAGUCACUCUGGAACGCCAGCGUCAACCGACGCAGCAACCUGGUCAUCCUCGCCAUGAUCGAGCUAGUCGUCUUCGGCAUCAUGGCGUUCCUGCCGCCGCUGCAGAUCGCGUACUCAUCGUACCAAUUCCACUGGCGCCCCACAAUCCAGAGCUUCUACAUGGCGCUGGUUAACUCAUGGAGCAUCUUCGUGCUGGUAGUGCUUUUUCCUGCGAUCAUGUCAGUCGAACGACGGCAGAUCCGGCGCAAGCGCAACAGGACUCAUUCAACCGUGUUCAACACCGGCGACCUGGGUGCUAUCCGCUCUAGCCUGUCGCUGUAG
This is a messenger RNA of Penicillium canariense, 375 nucleotides long. RefSeq lists its product as uncharacterized. Lineage: Eukaryota; Fungi; Ascomycota; Eurotiomycetes; Eurotiales; Aspergillaceae. Bases 1 to 375 code for a protein of 124 amino acids. The record is from RefSeq and is a predicted model, not a curated record. The transcript has a single exon.